GCCGGCGCGUCUGGAUGGAAUCGGUCUGUGAUGUGGGGAAAUAUUUCGUGUGAAUGAGGUGAUUCUAUGAAAUGGAGUGGACUUUAUCACCGAGAUAGCAUAGAAGUCAUCAAAGGAUGGAGGUUUCCGCUCCUUGCGGCGUCAAGCAGGAGCCGCGGGCCGAUGAUGACGAAAUCAACCAGCUGGCUGCUCGGAUGGUGGAGCAGCACCGACAGAAGGCGGCGCAGCAGCAGCUGCAGCAACAGCAGCUGCAGGCGCAACGGCCCCAGCUGCAGGCGCAGCGCCAACGCCUUUCCGGGCAGGCCAACAUCACCAGCUACUUCGCGGGUCCGGGCGGGCAGAAGAGGGCCAGCCCGGAGCCAUCGCCGGAAGUCCUAGAUACGGACAGCGUGCGGCUGAGGUUCGGCUGGUCCGAGGUCGGCGGUGUGCCUCUGCCCUGCCUGUUCCGCAAGGGCGAGCGCUACUGUCCGGUCCGCGCCGUGGAGAAGAUGAUCCUCAGCUCCUACCUGCAGAAACUUCCCAUGGACGUGUGCAACUGCACCUCAAUCAAAAGCUAUUUUGUGACAGAGAACGAGGCGAAAUUGCUGAAUGAGAUCAACUACCGACACUGUGACUAUCACUAUGGGCGUGAGGCGUUCACGCCCAAAGAUUGUAUCGUGCUAGUGGACGAUGCCAAACAGUUUGCGGAUUUCCUAGCGCUGUGCGAGCGAAAGAUGGUGAACAUGCAGAGCAAACCGGACGACCGGUGCGGUUUCUUGCGGAUAAACGGUGAGUCGGUAGUGCCCUUCACUAUAAAGCGGAUAAAAGUGAACAGUGAAAAGCGUGAUGUGCGUUUCGUGCCACUCUUCUACUUCGAGGGCGAGACGGAGCACCUGAAGCACAAGGCCGAGCAGCUGACCGGCUGGGACCUGGCUUACCUGAAGCUAUGCUGCAAGGUGCAAGGCAUCCGCAGCGAGCUCUUCCAGAGCGACACCUGCGACGUGGUGAGCCUGGAUGACGUGAAGCGCCACUUCCCCAGCGGCACCCAGUUCCAGACGUGGUGGCCUAUCAAGCGAUUCGAGUUCAAGCUGACCAACCAGCCGAAGCCGAGCUUCUGGGAAUGCCAGCCGCCGCCGAGCAGCAGCCAGGUGACGCCGGUGUCGGCGGCGGUCGGCCGCACGUCGACCGCUCGCCAGCCGGCCAGCACGCCGGCCGUGAACGGCACCGCUGCCGCCCACCUGUCGUCCCGCUCGCAGGCGGUGCAGUGGGUCACAAACCGACUCAACGCCGGCAUGCUGCAGCAACAGCAACACCAGCAACAGCAACACCAGCAGCAGCAACAGCAGCAACAGCAUCAGCAGCAGCAACGGCAACAGCGGCAACAGAAUCUGCAGCAGCUGCAGCAAUUGCAACAGCAAUUGCAGGAUCAGCAUCGCACAGCCGCGGCGGCGGUGGCGACAACACCGGCCACAUACGCCCAGCUUUUGCUUACCAACGGGGUGCCCAUCACGUCGGUGCUGACGGCGGUGAACGGGCAGCUCCGCCAGUCGCCGCUGGCGCGGGCCGUGGCCGGCUCGCAGAGGUGAGUGGACGGCCGUGCG
This is a messenger RNA of Pollicipes pollicipes, 1580 nucleotides long. RefSeq lists its product as uncharacterized. The transcript is spliced from 3 exons. The record is from RefSeq and is a predicted model, not a curated record. The coding region runs from base 117 to 1565 and encodes 482 amino acids. Lineage: Eukaryota; Metazoa; Arthropoda; Thecostraca; Pollicipedomorpha; Pollicipedidae.